Amyelois transitella is the source of this 2162-nucleotide messenger RNA. RefSeq names its product kelch-like protein diablo (gene dbo). The record is from RefSeq and is a predicted model, not a curated record. The coding region runs from base 270 to 2033 and encodes 587 amino acids. Lineage: Eukaryota; Metazoa; Arthropoda; Insecta; Lepidoptera; Pyralidae. Gene Ontology annotation, molecular function: protein binding. The transcript is spliced from 13 exons.
GGGUUUGAACGGAUCAUUUACUUUUUAGACUGACAAACAAACUGAUUCUGUUUUAGUACAACAGUAAAAUAAACAUAAAAACCUGUGUUAUUAAAUCAAUGUGCCGUUAAUUACUGAACGUUUUCCCGGGUGUGGUAUUCUAGUGUAGGCUCUUCGGAGAAAGGGGUUUUGCUGUGCAGUUGUUGGAAUUUUCAAAGAUUGACUCCGUGUGGGGUUGGGCUUCGCCCCCUCUGCGUUUGCAGUUGGGCAACACGCGCGGACCCAAGAGGAUGGGGGAGGGCGGGUCCCCGGGCGGCGGCGCGCGGCUGUCGCACACGUCGGAGAAGCACCCGCGCGCCAUCCUCGGGGAGCUCUCAGCGCUGCGCCGCCACCGGGAGCUCUGCGAUGUGGUGCUCAACGUCCACAACAGGAAGCUGUUCGCUCAUCGGGUCAUUCUCUCAGCAUGCAGUCCAUACUUCCGAGCGAUGUUCACGGGAGAGCUGGCUGAGUCCAGGGCGACUGAGGUGACCAUUCGGGACGUGGAUGAACAAGCCAUGGAACAACUGGUGGAAUUCUGUUACACAGCUCACAUCGUCGUUGAAGAGAGCAAUGUGCAGGCGCUGCUGCCGGCCGCGUGCCUGCUGCAGCUGCAGGAGAUCCAGGACGUGUGCUGCGAGUUCCUCAAGCGGCAACUGGACUGCUCCAACUGCCUCGGCAUCAGGGCCUUCGCCGACACGCACUCCUGUCGGGAACUCCUCAGGAUAGCCGACAAAUUCACACAGCAAAACUUCCCCGAAGUGAUGGAGAGCGAGGAGUUCCUGCUGCUGCCCGCGGCGCAGCUCAUCGACAUCGUGUCCUCGGACGAGCUCAACGUGCGCUCCGAGGAGCAGACCUUCCAGGCGGUCAUGUCCUGGGUCAAGUACAACGUGGCCGAGAGGCGGCAGCAUCUCGCACAGGUGCUGCAGCACGUGCGCCUGCCGCUGCUGAGCCCCAAGUUCCUGGUGGGCACGGUGUCGGCGGAGCUGCUGGUGCGCGCGGACGACGCGUGCCGCGACCUGCUGGACGAGGCCAAGAACUACCUGCUGCUGCCGCAGGAGCGCCCGCUCAUGCAGGGGCCGCGCACGCGCCCGCGCAAGCCCACCCGCAGAGGCGAGGUGCUAUUCGCAGUGGGCGGCUGGUGUUCCGGCGACGCCAUCGCGUCCGUGGAGCGCUUCGACCCGCAGACGUCGGAGUGGAAGAUGGUGGCGCCCAUGUCCAAGCGGCGGUGCGGCGUCGGGGUGGCGGUGCUGCACGACCUGCUGUACGCCGUGGGGGGGCACGACGGCCAGAGCUACCUCAACAGCAUCGAGAGAUACGACCCCCAGACCAACCAGUGGUGCGGCGCGGUGGCGCCGACGUCUUCAUGCCGCACGUCCGUCGGCGUUGCCGUGCUGGACGGAGCCUUGUACGCGGUGGGCGGGCAAGAUGGCGUGCAGUGCCUCAACCACGUGGAGCGGUACGACCCCAAGGAGAACCGCUGGACCAAGGUGGCAGCCAUGACGACGCGGCGGCUGGGCGUGGCCGUGGCCGUGCUGGGCGGCCAGCUGUACGCCGUGGGGGGCUCCGACGGCCAGGCGCCGCUCAACACGGUGGAGCGCUACGACCCGCGCAGCAACAAGUGGGCGCCCGUAGCGCCCAUGUCCACGCGCCGCAAACACUUGGGCUGCGCGGUCUACGACGGGCAGAUCUACGCCGUGGGCGGCAGGGACGAUUGCACGGAGCUGUCUUCUGCGGAGAGAUACGAGCCGAGCACGGACUCGUGGUCGCCGGUGGUGGCGAUGACGUCGCGGCGGUCGGGCGUGGGGCUCGCCGUGGUCAACGGGCAGCUCUACGCCGUGGGCGGCUUCGACGGCACCGCCUAUUUGAAGUCCAUUGAGGUGUUCGACCCGGAAUCGAACCAGUGGCGGCUGUGCGGCGCCAUGAACUACCGGCGGCUGGGCGGCGGCGUGGGCGUCAUGCGGGCGCCCGACCACGACCACCACUACAUCUGGAACCGCAAAGAUUCGGUGGUCUGACUGCACGCCUCCCUGUACAUUUCCCCCUCCACUCUCUCAAGAUAAGUCGUUACUCAUUUUAUUUUAUUGUUAAUAAAUAUAUAAUUGACUAUUUAUAAAUAAAUGAAAUACAAAUUUUAGGAUAUAAUA